AUCAGAUAUAGGGAAACAGAGCUGGAAAACCGCUAAAGAGAGCUUGUCUAAGUCUAACCAUUGACGAGGAGUGGAUAAGUUCAUUGCUUUAGUUGUCCAAAGCCUCUGCACUUAAUCCAGGUAAAUUAUUCUUUCACUGAAUUGCCGUUUCAAUUACCAAAUUCAUCUCCUAUUUAUAAAGUGAGCAGUAGUUCUUGCAAUUCUAUCUAAAAAUGUGCACAAUGUACUCUAACCUGACAAAAAGCCAAGCAUUUCCCAUUGUCAUUAGGUUUUCUUCACAAACCAAAUGUAUCAAACAAUUUCAUAGCUCUUUACCGAUUGGGUCUCGCCCAAAAACCUCACUAAACCCUUCAUUAAUGUAUGGUGCCCAUAAAGUUCUUCAUUUUCACUCUAAGUAUUUAGAAAUUGGCUGUAUUGAAAAACCCAGAAGUAUUUUAGGUGGGUUUAGGAUGAGGAGUGCUGUACAGUGUUGUUCUUCUGUAUGGGCUAGAAGUCUAUCCAGUUUACAUUCGAAAAGAGUUCGUGAGGAGGGUGACUUAAGUAGAGCAGGAAAAUCAUUUCGUUGGUUAGCCUCAGAGAAAGUUAAUGAAGCAAAAGGGUCACAUAAAGUGGAGAUUGGGAAGACUAAUAAUCGUUCUUCUUGGGAGGAAUCGUUGGAUAGAUUGGCAAAAGAGAAUAAUCAUUCAUCUUUGGAGGAAAUACCAAAGAGGUUGGAGAAGGUGACAGUAGGAAAAACUGGGCAGUCCUCGUGGGAGGAGUCAGGUGAAUCUUUCUUUGGAAAAAAAGCUGCUCACACACUGGAUAUUAAAGAAAGUAGAAAGGUAAGUAUGGUGAGGGAUCAUUGUAAUAGUAGUCGUGUGGGAGGGGAUGAAAGCAAUGAAGAAAAAGGAGUAAGAGAAGAGGAUGAGGUUGUUGAUGAUCCAAGAUGGGAUAAGAUUAAGAGUAGGUUUAGAGGAAUGGUGGACAUAAAGCCUGGGUCUGAGAAACCAGAGUUUCGAAGAUGGAAUAAGCAGGAAAGUUGGGGUAGAAAAACAUGGAAAGAGGCUACUGAAUCGACUGUACCUAAGAUGGUUGGUGAAGGGGUUUAUGGGGUGGGUCCUGUUUUGGCUGCAUUGUCAGCUGGAAGAAGGGAAUUUUAUGCUUUGUAUGUCCAAGAAGGAUUAGAUUUGGGUAGUAAUAAUAGGAAAAAGAAGGAUAAAAAAGGGUUUGAAAAAGUAUUUAGGAUGGCUGAAAAAUUCGGGUUAAGUGUAAAGGAAGUGUCGAAGCAUGAUCUCAAUAUGGUUGUUGAUAAUCGCCCCCAUCAGGGUUUAGUGCUAGAUGCUUCGCCUCUAGAGAUGGUGAAAAUAAAGGAAUUGGAGCCUGUCUCAAUUGACGAAGAGAAAGGUUCUCUUUGGAUAGCUUUAGAUGAGGUUACUGAUCCUCAGAAUUUGGGGGCAAUAAUUAGGUCAGGUUACUUCUUUGGUGCCUCAGGGGUGGUUCUAUGUGCAAAAAACUCAGCCCCAUUAAGUGGUGUUGUGAGCAAGGCAAGUGCUGGCUCACUUGAAUUAAUGGAGCUUAGAUAUUGCAAGAAUAUGAUGCAGUUCUUGGUUUCCUCAGCUGAAAAUGGUUGGCGGGUUCUUGGGGGUUCUGUUUCUUCUAAAGCUGUUCCCCUGAAUGAGGUUUUGCCAGGUGUACCAACUCUACUUGUUUUAGGCAGUGAAGGCACUGGCUUGAGGCCUUUAGUUGAGAGAUCGUGCACCCAGUUAGUUAGGAUCCCUGGAAACAUUCCUGUGGAUAUAGCAGCCAGAGAGGUUGACGAUAUGGAAGCUACAGAAGUAGAUUCUGGGUGUUCAGGCGAGGAGUUCCGGUCCUUUUUGGCUGUGGAGAGCUUGAAUGUCAGUGUUGCAGCUGGUGUGCUUCUUCACCACUUAAUUGGAAGCAGCCAUGAUAUUAAUUCUCUUUUAGAUGACAAGUCAACCGAUAUGCAUCAAUGAUCUUCCAUGGCUGCUGCAUUCAGCUAGGUGUCUAUGUUGUGAUCUUUUAAUUCCUAUUGCCAAAAUUUUAUCACCAUUUGUAGGCUUUCUCUAGAAAGGGAAGUAGUUUGACACAUCUGCCUUUUCUUCUUUUUGGAGGAAAGAUAUGCGAUAAGAGACUUAAUAUUAGUUAUAUGCAGAAAGAUGCACAUAAUUUAAAAUUUAUGGAUUUGGAAUCAAAUUUUAACAAUUUAUUAGACUGUUCAAGCUUUUUGAUGGUCAUUCUUUCA
Molecule: messenger RNA, 2242 nt
Organism: Theobroma umbraticum
Lineage: Eukaryota; Viridiplantae; Streptophyta; Magnoliopsida; Malvales; Malvaceae
Product: tRNA/rRNA methyltransferase (SpoU) family protein
Biological process (GO): rRNA methylation
Cellular component (GO): chloroplast
Molecular function (GO): RNA binding; rRNA (guanine) methyltransferase activity
Source: RefSeq, a predicted model, not a curated record